CAGGCCAGCCAUGUGGGCAGAGGCCCUAGAUGAAGAGCCCAGAGUUUGGCUGGCGCCCAGUGGCAGCCACUUCCUUGUGAAAGGACUGUGGUAGCUCUCUGGGAGCUAGUACUAGGCUGAGGUGUCUCUCCUGGCUUGGACCUCUUGGCUCUUAGGCUGCUCAGGGAGAGUUCGUGAAUCUCUCCCGGCUUUCUUCCAAGCCUGGCAGCUAGGGGUAGGCUUGGCCCAGGGAAGGGGCAGGCCCCCGAGCAAGCCGGCACAGCUACCAUCUCACCUUCCGGUUUUACUUCUCAAGCCUAGAAUGAAAUAAGUUCUGGGUAGGAGGCCUGGUACCAGGUGGGCUAACCUGACCCCUUUUGAUCCUAGGUGAAAUUCUGCUUUUGACUUGCUGCUGCUGGGUGGCAGCAAGGUCACCCCAGGCUUGGGUCCCAUCUGCAAAAGGAGUCCCCUCCUGUUUGUUCACAUUAGCUCAUCUGUAAACAAGCAGAGGUCUCAGAGACCCGUUUUUCCCAUUUCAUUGUUUACCCUUCCCUGCCUCCCCAUCCCCCGGCAGCCCAAACUGCCCUCCAGUCUUGGAGUCUUCUUUUUUGCUGGCCUGGAACUGUACCCAGACCUCUACCAGGCUAGUACAGAGGGAUCCUGCCAUGGUGACCCAAUCCUUGUUAUCUAGGGCUUGGGGCAUCCAGGUGUCUCAGGAAGGAGGGAUGCUACUCAGAUCAGCCUUGUGGGGACCAGUGACUUCAAGGAAGCUUGCCUGAGAAUCCACCCAAAGAGACAUGUGCAGAGGCCUAGAAAUGGUCCUCUCCAUCCUGGGUAGAUAGAGCCUGGGAGGCAUUAGAGGCAUUAUGAGGGACCUUGCCUUCCCUUUCUGAGUGGGAAUCAGACCUUCUCAUGUGGGGCCUACUUGAACAGGCCAGCCUAACCCUGUGUGAGCCUAGCAUCCCAGGGGCAUGAUAGAGGUGGGUACCCUGUGCCCACAGGAGGCUUGUAGUCCCUUUUUCUUCUUCCCACCCCUGGAGGUUGGAUCUUGGUGGUGACUACGGUAGUUUUCAGGAUGAUCUGCUCCAUGGACCCUGUUCCUCCUACUUCUGACAGAUUUCUGGGGUUCAGGACCUCCCUGGGGUAUUCAGGUGCCUCUAGAGUGCAUGGAGAUAAAGCACGUUGGAGACUUUUGGCCUUUAGCCUGUUAGGGUUGGUGGAGAGUCGCUGCUGAAGCAGGACUUGGGUCUCCUGGCUCUUCCCUCUUCCCUCUUUGUCCUGGAUGUUCCUUUCGGGCUUUAGCCCAUGGUCACCAGCCUCCCCCUGAGGAGGCUCACGUUGGAUGGUCCGCUUGGCUUUCUCUCCCCUGGGCCUUGGCUCUGAUUCCACCUUUUCUGGACGGAGUGAAGCUUGUUCUAAACCCGCCUCAGCCAUGCCCAGGGUGAAGCAUGGAGCUGCGUGUGGGAAAUAAGUACCGCCUGGGCCGGAAGAUCGGCAGUGGGUCCUUCGGAGACAUCUACUUGGGUGCCAACAUUGCCUCUGGUGAGGAAGUAGCCAUCAAGCUGGAAUGUGUGAAAACGAAGCACCCACAGCUCCACAUUGAGAGCAAGUUCUACAAGAUGAUGCAGGGAGGAGUGGGGAUCCCGUCCAUCAAGUGGUGCGGGGCUGAGGGAGACUACAAUGUGAUGGUCAUGGAGCUGCUGGGGCCCAGCCUCGAGGACCUUUUCAACUUCUGUUCCCGAAAGUUCAGCCUCAAGACGGUGCUGCUGCUGGCCGACCAGAUGAUCAGCCGCAUCGAGUAUAUCCACUCCAAGAACUUCAUCCACCGGGAUGUGAAGCCUGAUAACUUUCUCAUGGGCCUGGGGAAGAAAGGCAACCUGGUCUACAUCAUUGACUUCGGCCUGGCCAAGAAGUACCGCGAUGCCCGCACCCACCAGCAUAUCCCCUACCGGGAAAACAAGAACCUGACUGGUACUGCCCGCUAUGCCUCCAUCAACACCCACCUGGGCAUCGAGCAAAGCCGUCGAGAUGACCUGGAGAGCUUGGGCUACGUGCUCAUGUACUUCAACCUGGGCUCCCUGCCCUGGCAGGGUCUCAAAGCAGCCACCAAGCGUCAGAAGUAUGAGCGUAUCAGUGAGAAGAAGAUGUCAACGCCCAUUGAGGUCCUCUGCAAAGGCUACCCCUCCGAGUUCUCGACAUACCUCAACUUCUGCCGCUCCCUGCGGUUCGACGACAAGCCCGACUACUCGUACCUGCGCCAGCUCUUCCGCAACCUCUUCCACCGGCAGGGCUUCUCCUACGACUACGUCUUCGACUGGAACAUGCUCAAAUUCGGUGCAGCCCGGAAUCCCGAGGAUGUAGACCGGGAGCGGCGAGAACACGAACGGGAAGAGAGGAUGGGGCAGUUGCGAGGGUCUGCGACCAGAGCCCUGCCCCCUGGCCCCCCUACGGGGACUACCGCCAACCGACUCCGGAGUGCAGCCGAGCCUGUGGCUUCCACCCCAGCCUCUCGCAUCCAACAAGCUGGCAAUACUUCUCCCAGAGCGAUCUCACGGGCCGACCGGGAGAGGAAGGUGAGCAUGAGACUCCACAGAGGUGCGCCUGCCAACGUCUCGUCCUCAGACCUCACUGGGCGGCAAGAGGUCUCCCGGAUUUCAGCCUCACAGACAAGCGUGCCAUUUGACCACCUCGGGAAAUGAGGGGAGCCACACGGACCAGUGUUUGCUUAGUUUCUACACUGCAUUUUCUUUAAAAACAAAAUAAAACAAAGGACAGAAAGAAAGAACCAACCACUCAAAUGAUCAAAAAGGAAAAAAACAAAAACAAAACCACAACCCAGCACAAAGUCGACAAUGGAUUUUGUUUCUUUGAUUUAUUUUUCCAAUGGUAAAAA
Messenger RNA from Peromyscus californicus insignis, 2872 nucleotides. RefSeq names its product casein kinase 1 epsilon (gene Csnk1e). Gene Ontology annotation, biological process: peptidyl-serine phosphorylation; endocytosis; signal transduction. Lineage: Eukaryota; Metazoa; Chordata; Mammalia; Rodentia; Cricetidae. Bases 1428 to 2678 code for a protein of 416 amino acids. The record is from RefSeq and is a predicted model, not a curated record. The transcript is spliced from 11 exons. Gene Ontology annotation, molecular function: protein serine/threonine kinase activity; ATP binding. Gene Ontology annotation, cellular component: nucleus; cytoplasm.